UUGAAGGAAUUAUGUUGCCUCUUUCAGAUCGCGUAUAUGAACAGCAGCUGGGUAUUCAGAGUCUGUGGAAGCCAUUCCAGGCAGCAGCCACUUCUGUGACUUGUCUAUAUAAAGAUGGGCUUGAAGCCUAUCGAGCGAGCUUGGAUCUGGGCGUGCAGGCAGGUUAUCAGAGAAGAAACAAGGAAAUGCUGGCUUGGGUGAAGAAGAGGAGGCACAUCAUCCACCGCGAAGACCUGCUCAGCUUCUUGUGCAGGAAGUCACCCCCGUCCAGGAACAGCAGACUGGCACCUCGGCUAAACAUUCCCUCCUCUGUGUUGGCACAGGAAGAUUCAAACAGGACUGCUGAGGGUGACCUGCAGGCAUUUACUGACGCCAUUGCUGUGCAUGGCCUCAGUGGUGCCAUGGCGAACGUCAGUGUGCGCUCAGGAACACCCGGGUCCCCGACACACGGCAGCAGUAACUCGGCCUCAGUGCGUAGGCGUGGCAGCCUGCAGGACGUGGACUUAAAUAGCUUUAUAGCUGAAGAGAUGGCUCACCAUCUGGACAGCUCAAGGAAGCGGGCUCCAGCUCAAUGCAGCGACAUCAUCACCGAGUCACCCAGUCACAAGCGAAGCCGAAUGCUAUGAGCCAGCGCUGGAGUGGAUUCUUGGACAGCUGGAGGUAAUCCUGCACUUCAGGCAGCCGGGCAGGUGAAGCAGGGAAUAGUAGGAACCAAAAAAGAAAAACGUGUAAACCUUUGGCCAAACAUUGGAGCAAAUGUUUAUGAAAUAAAAACGUAUUGUGAUUACUUCAAUUUUGCCAUAUACUUGUACUUGAAAAUGCAACAUCAAAGUGGGUUUUUAAAGGGCAUUAUGAUUUUGAUCUAAGUAUUGCCUGCAUUCUGCAUUACAUGGCUCAGUUAUAUCAUUUUCAAUUUUCAUUUUGUAAUUUUUUUUCUUUGGCACUUUAUUUAACAGUCAUUUUUGAUAAUUGUUUGUAACAAACUGUCUCUCAGUUACUUGACCCUCUGUGGAUCUUGGUGCCUGUGCACUGGGCUGUGUGCCUGCCUUCUGACCUUACUGUCAUUUGUUGGUCUGUUUUAUCCAUGGGGUAUUUGGUCCUUAAACAUAAUGAGCAUUUUUCCAAGUUUUGUUAUUGUCAGUGACCCAGGACGUGUAGGGCAUUUACGAGGGAUGGAACUUGAUCUAUCGCUAGCAUCCCCACAUGUUCUGCAAGGGAAGAUUUAGAUGUGGCACCAGCUUGUCUCCUAACACAGGAGUGACAGAAACCACCAGUCGCUGUUUGGCCACUGCCCCGCAGUAAACGUGCAUAUUGUUAACCAAUGAUUUCCCAAUGCUGUCCACUGGCAUGUCAGUAAAAAGGGUAGCUUCAGUCUGUGCCUGCUAUGUCCAUAAUCCCUCAGUGUCUUCUUUUAAGCCACAUUGCCCUGAUCUUGCACCAUAAAGGCUACGCAAUUUAUUCACAGCCUUUAAGGUUACAGCACAUAUGACUGUAAGGUCAUCUGACUCGUGUGUGUGAAUGUUCCUUUGCUGACCGUAGCAUUAUCCUGGUCUCUUAGGGUCAAGUGAUUGUGAAAGGGUUUCCGAUGUUAAUCAUGCCUGUUUUGAAUUGUGCAAAACUUUCAAUUGCAAUGUUCUGGCUAAUCACAGUUAUGAAUCCAGUAAAUAUGGAAGCAACAAA
This is a messenger RNA of Chiloscyllium plagiosum (whitespotted bambooshark), 1680 nucleotides long. Lineage: Eukaryota; Metazoa; Chordata; Chondrichthyes; Orectolobiformes; Hemiscylliidae. The record is from RefSeq and is a predicted model, not a curated record.